This is a messenger RNA of Prosopis cineraria, 1028 nucleotides long. RefSeq names its product universal stress protein PHOS32-like. The transcript has 4 exons. Bases 224 to 721 code for a protein of 165 amino acids. NCBI's taxonomy places the organism in Eukaryota, Viridiplantae, Streptophyta, Magnoliopsida, Fabales, Fabaceae. The record is from RefSeq and is a predicted model, not a curated record.
GUUUAUGAGCACCUUGCGAAGCCGAAUUGAAUUUGAAGCCGUGUCUGAAAGGCAAACCAACUAGGGUUGCAGGCUUGUAGGUCAGAAGUCAGAUCACAAUUUGAUUUUUUGGGGAAAAAGGGUUGUUUCAGGGCCGCGAAGGCCUGAACUCUGAAUAAAACUCUUCUCCACAAAGCUAAUUCCGAGGUCUGAAGCGUGGAAAUCGUCCAGUAUAGAGAGAGCAAUGAUGACGAGUGACAGGAAAAUAGGGGUGGCCAUGGAUUUCUCAAAAGGAAGCAAGUUGGCUCUGAAAUGGGGCAUCGACAAUCUGCUAGACAAGGGCGAUUCCGUAUUCAUCAUCCAUGUCAGGCCUUCCCAGGGCGAUGAAUCCCGAAAUCUUCUCUGGUCUACCACUGGUUCACCGCUGAUCCCGCUGUCAGAGUUUGGUGAUAAGGAGGUGAUGAGCAAGUAUGAAGUGGAGACCGAUGCCGAGGUGUUGGAUCUGCUGGACACUGCUUGCAGACAGAAGCAGGUGACGGUGGUGGCAAAGCUAUAUUGGGGGGAUGCAAGAGAGAAGAUCUGCGAGUCCGUCGAGGAUUUGAAGCUGGACGUUUUGGUCAUGGGCAGCAGAGGCCUGGGUCUCAUUCAGAGGGUUUUGCUGGGGAGUGUGACCAGCUAUGUUACCACAAAUGCCGCUUGCCCUGUGACAAUUGUCAAAGACUCUGGCCCGUCCGGUUUCUGAGUUUGGAUUCUGCAAAUGGAAAUGGGAGUGUCAUCCAGCUAUGUGUCUCCAAUAACAGACAUAUGACUCUCUCUCUCUCUCUCUCUCUAUAUAUAUAUAUAUAUAUAUGUAUGUAUGUAUGUAUGUAUGUAUAUGAACAUAGGGGAUGCAUCAAGGGUGUGCUGAAGCAUCAUGUUUUAUGUAUGUAGUGUCAAGGGUGUCUCUUGAAUUGUUGAUGAUAAAACAACUACCUUUUAAUUCGUUCAUUUUAUCGAAUUGGACUAAAUAUAGGGUUUUGCUGGGGAGUGUGACCAGCUAUGUUACCACA